Messenger RNA from Gastrolobium bilobum, 3823 nucleotides. Its product is annotated as ABC transporter B family member 15-like. Gene Ontology annotation, cellular component: membrane. Gene Ontology annotation, molecular function: ATP binding; ATP hydrolysis activity; ABC-type transporter activity. The record is from RefSeq and is a predicted model, not a curated record. The coding region runs from base 1 to 3819 and encodes 1272 amino acids. NCBI's taxonomy places the organism in Eukaryota, Viridiplantae, Streptophyta, Magnoliopsida, Fabales, Fabaceae. The transcript has 7 exons. Gene Ontology annotation, biological process: transmembrane transport.
AUGGAUGGGGAUCACAACACUGUUUCCAUGGUUAGCAAAAAGAAGAAGAACAACAACAAUGGCUCUAUGAGGUCCAUUUUCAUGCAUGCUGAUGGCCUAGACUGGUUUUUCAUGGUUUUAGGUGUCAUUGGGGCCAUUGGUGAUGGCAUAGGUACCCCUUUGGUGUUGUAUGUCACUAGCCAUAUUAUGAACAAUUUAGGCACUUUUUCUAGCAAUGGAGGAAACACUUUUAUCCAUGACAUCAAUAAGAAUGCACUGACUUUGGUAUAUAUGGCUUGUGGGUCUUUUGUUGCUUGCUUCCUUGAAGGUUAUUGUUGGACAAGAACAGGUGAAAGACAAGCUACGAGAAUGAGAGCAAGGUACUUAAAAGCAGUGCUGAGACAAGAAGUUGCAUACUUUGAUUUGCAUGUCACAAGCACUUCCGAGGUCAUCAUCAGUGUCUCUAGUGACAGCCUCGUAAUUCAAGAUGUUCUUAGUGAAAAGGUUCCAAAUUUUUUGAUGAAUGCCUCUAUGUUUGUUGGGAGCUACAUAGUGGCUUUUGCAUUAUUAUGGAGAUUUGCCAUAGUGGGGUUCCCUUUUGUGGUUCUACUUGUGAUCCCUGGUUUAAUUUAUGGAAGGACUUUGAUGGGGUUGGCUAGAAAGAUCAGUAAAGAGUAUAAUCAAGCUGGUACAAUAGCAGAACAAGCAAUAUCUUCCAUCAGAACUGUGUAUUCCUUUGUUGGGGAAAGCAAGACCAUAGUUGCUUUCUCUGAUGCUCUUGAAGGUUCAGUUAAGUUGGGAUUGAAACAAGGCUUAGCUAAAGGCUUAGCCAUUGGAAGCAAUGGUGUUGUCUUUGCCAUCUGGUCUUUCAUGUCCUAUUAUGGUAGUAAAUUGGUCAUGUACCAUGGUGCUAAAGGUGGAACUGUAUUUGCAGUUGGAGCAUCCAUAGCACUUGGUGGAUUAGCAUUAGGUGCUGGUUUAUCCAAUGUGAAGUACUUUUCAGAGGCUAGUACUGCAGGAGAACGCAUAAUGGAAGUGAUAAAAAGGGUUCCUAAGAUUGAUUCCGAGAACAUGGCUGGGGAGAUUCUGGAGAAUGUUUCAGGGGAAGUGGAAUUUUAUAAUGUUGAAUUUGUGUACCCUUCAAGGCCAGAUAGCAUUAUAUUGAAAGAUUUUUGCCUUAAGGUUCCAGCAGGGAAGACAGUGGCCUUAGUUGGAGGGAGUGGCUCAGGAAAAUCAACUGUGGUAUCACUUUUGCAGAGAUUUUAUGACCCAAUUGGGGGAGAGAUACGUGUUGAUGGGGUAGCUAUUCAAAGGUUGCAACUCAAAUGGCUGAGGUCUCAGAUGGGUUUGGUUAGCCAAGAACCUGCACUGUUUGCAACCAGCAUUAAGGAGAACAUACUAUUUGGAAAAGAGGAUGCUACAGAGGAAGAGGUUGUGGAAGCUGCCAAAGCUUCCAAUGCUCAUAAUUUCAUUUCACAGUUACCACAAGGAUAUGAUACUCAGGUAGGGGAGAGAGGAGUUCAAAUGUCAGGGGGACAAAAACAAAGGAUUGCUAUUGCAAGAGCAAUAAUAAAAAAACCAAGAAUUCUUCUACUAGAUGAAGCAACAAGUGCACUAGAUUCUGAAUCAGAACGAGUUGUUCAAGAAGCUUUAGACAAAGCAGCAGUGGGACGCACCACUAUCAUCAUUGCUCACAGAUUAUCCACCAUAAGAAACGCAGAUGUCAUAGCUGUCGUUCAGAGUGGGAAGAUCAUGGAAAUGGGGUCACACCACCAACUCAUCCAAAACGACAAUGGACUUUACACCUCACUAGUUCAUCUCCAACAAACAGAUAAAACAAACAAUGAACAAGACGACACUAACGUUUUCUCUCAUCCUAAUUCAUCAAUAACAUCAAACCGGGACAUUAUUCAAAACACAAGUAGUCGUAGACUUUCCCUCUUGAGUCGUUCUAGCUCUGCAAACUCUGUUGCUCGUGCUUCAUUUGGUGCUGCUGCUGGUGGUGAUGAUGUUGUUGAAGAGGUUGUAUCAGAAGAUAUGAAGCUACCUAUUCCCUCGUUUCGAAGGUUGUUAGCAUUGAACAUCCCUGAGUGGAAGCAAGCAUGUUUAGGAUGUUUGAAUGCGGUUUUGUUUGGUGCUGUUCAGCCUGUGUAUGCAUUUGCAAUGGGGUCAGUGAUAUCUGUUUAUUUUCUCACAGAUCAUGAUGAGAUCAAGAAGAAGACAAUGAUUUACUCGCUUAGUUUUUUGGGGUUGGCUAUUUUCUCGUUUGUUGUUAAUAUCCUUCAGCAUUAUAGUUUUGCUUACAUGGGUGAGCACUUGACCAAAAGGAUCAGAGAGAGAAUGCUUUCCAAGAUACUCACUUUUGAAGUUGGGUGGUUCGAUCAGGACCAAAAUUCCAGUGGUGCUGUUUGCUCUAGGCUUGCCAAAGAAGCCAAUGUGGUAAGGUCUUUAGUGGGGGACAGAAUGGCUCUAGUGGUACAAACUAUAUCAGCUGUGGUAAUAGCCUUCACUAUGGGCCUAGUCAUUGCAUGGAGGCUUGCCCUUGUUAUGAUAGCCGUGCAACCCGUUAUCAUAGCAUGCUUUUACACAAGACGUGUCCUUCUUAAGAGCAUGUCAAGUAAGGCCAUGAAGGCCCAAGACGAAAGCAGCAAGAUAGCUGCUGAAGCUGUUUCCAACCUUAGAACCAUCACUGCCUUUUCUUCCCAAGACAGGAUCCUCAAAAUACUAGAAAAAGCCCAAGAAGGCCCAAGACGUGAAAGCAUUAGACAAUCAUGGUUUGCUGGAAUUGGGCUUGCGUGUUCACAAAGUCUCACAUUUUGCACCUGGGCUUUAGAUUUUUGGUAUGGUGGUAAGCUUGUGUUUCAUGGGUACAUCAAAGCCAAAGCACUAUUUGAGACUUUCAUGAUCUUGGUGAGCACGGGUAGGGUCAUUGCAGAUGCUGGUAGCAUGACCAAUGACCUUUCUAAAGGAUCAGAUGCUGUGGGCUCAGUUUUUGCAAUUCUAGAUAGGUACACAAAAAUUGAGCCUCAUGAUAUAGAUGGGUACAAGCCUGAAAAGUUAACAGGCAAGAUAGAACUCCAUGAUGUUCAUUUUGCAUACCCUGCUAGGCCCAAUGUAAUGAUCUUCCAAGGCUUCUCAAUCAAAAUUGAUGCAGGCAAAUCAACUGCAUUGGUGGGACAAAGUGGUUCUGGCAAAUCAACAAUCAUAGGCUUAAUAGAGAGGUUCUAUGACCCACUUAAAGGGAAAGUGACCAUAGAUGGUAGAGACAUAAAAUCAUAUCACCUUAGGACACUGAGGGAGCACAUUGCACUUGUGAGCCAAGAGCCAACACUGUUUGGUGGGACCAUAAGGGAGAACAUUGCAUAUGGAGCAUCUAAUAAGGUUGAUGAAACUGAGAUCAUAGAGGCAGCAAGGGCAGCAAAUGCUCAUGAUUUCAUUGCUAGCUUAAAGGAAGGUUAUGACACAUUGUGUGGGGAUAGAGGAGUGCAAAUUUCUGGGGGUCAGAAGCAAAGGAUUGCAAUAGCUAGAGCCAUAUUGAAGAAUCCAGAGGUGUUGUUGCUGGAUGAAGCAACAAGUGCCCUUGAUAGCCAGUCAGAGAAAUUGGUGCAAGAUGCUCUUGAAAGGGUUAUGGUAGGAAGGACUAGUGUUGUGGUGGCUCACAGGUUGAGCACCAUACAAAACUGUGAUCUCAUUACUGUGUUAGAUAAGGGAAGGGUGGUGGAGAAAGGGACCCACUCUUCUUUGUUGGCUAAGGGACCUAGUGGAGCUUAUUACUCUUUGGUAAGUCUGCAAAGAAGACCAACCAUCACUAGUGCUGACUCUGCACAUGAAAUCAGCUAACCAA